AUGGCAUUCAAAUUUGUAGCUGUAUUCGCCCUUUUGGCCGUAGCCAAUGCCGGUUUCAUUGCCCAACCUCAGGUGUAUCAUGCUGCUCCCGCCCAUGCUACUGUUGUCAAGACUGUAGCUCCCGUCUUGACCAAGGCUGCUGAGGAAUACGAUCCUCAUCCCCAAUACAAAUACGGUUAUGAUGUUCAAGACGCCAUUUCCGGUGACUCCAAGACCCAAGUUGAGGAACGUGAUGGUGAUGUAGUGCGUGGUGAAUACUCUUUGAAUGAUUCUGAUGGUUUCAGACGUACUGUCUCAUAUACUGCCGACCCCAUCAAUGGCUUCAAUGCUGUUGUCCGUCGUGAACCCUUGGUUGCCAAGACUGUUGUGAAGACUGUCGCCCCAGUAGCUCCAGCUUACUACGCCCACCAUCAUUAA
Molecule: messenger RNA, 417 nt
Organism: Musca vetustissima
Lineage: Eukaryota; Metazoa; Arthropoda; Insecta; Diptera; Muscidae
Product: larval cuticle protein A2B-like
Exons: 3
Coding region: 1-417 (138 amino acids)
Cellular component (GO): extracellular matrix
Source: RefSeq, a predicted model, not a curated record